Pseudogymnoascus verrucosus is the source of this 2251-nucleotide messenger RNA. RefSeq lists its product as uncharacterized. The record is from RefSeq and is a predicted model, not a curated record. Bases 419 to 2092 code for a protein of 557 amino acids. NCBI's taxonomy places the organism in Eukaryota, Fungi, Ascomycota, Leotiomycetes, Thelebolales, Thelebolaceae. The transcript has 4 exons. Gene Ontology annotation, cellular component: MBF transcription complex; SBF transcription complex. Gene Ontology annotation, molecular function: DNA binding; transcription regulator activity.
CGCAGACAGAGACACGCCCUUUCAAGAGCCUGCAUAAUCCUGCAUGUUCACCUAGCAACCCUCGGCUCAUAAAUAUUAGUGUGCGUGCAAACGGAGUCUCAUAUGUUCACUGGCUAUCACUAAGACACGACCAACAAGGGCCGGAGACCCCGCCGAGAAAACUCACAUAUCCAGAACCGACCCAAGAAUUUUUCUUUCCAGUGCCCUUUGAAUCUUUAUUCCGAGCCUUCCAAGGCUGCUUGGAAGGGGUUGACUGGGCAUCUAAAUCCUCGUUCAUUCAUUCCAAGGACUCAAGCAUCGACACCAAGUUGACUGCAUUGCUUUAAAGGUCGGAGCCAACGACUUACAACUUAUUCUGGAACACCGUCUGAGACCUCCAAUAGCUCGUCGGAAGGGCCAGCAACGCCUCUUCAGCGCUAUGCUUUCCUUGUCUUCGCUUCUCAACCCCAUAUCUACCUCAGAGUCUCGAUGGAUUAGUUUACCUUCGAGCUCUCCAUCUUACUAUUCGCAUCUAUCUCCAAACGAAAGCCCGCGACCCAGUGGCCAACAGUCUUCAGCAAAAUCUAAGAUGAGUAAAGAUGGUGCUGUCUUUUUCAAAGGCAAGGUCAUGGGAACUGUUAUGUUUCCUCCGUUUGAGAACCUUGACCCGGAGAGUGUUCGGGAAGUCCAGAAGUAUAAGGUAUUUCCCCUCGGAGAGAUUGUGAAAUAUCCUCGCCAUAUCCCAUACAACAGCGAGAAGAAAAGCUUCCUUGAGAAAACUGGUCGACACAGCUUUGAAGUUUUCCAAUACACAUUCCGACUUCCAGGCGAAGAAAAAGAACACACGGUAAUGUGGGACUACAAUAUCGGGCUUGUCCGUAUUACGCCUUUCUUCAAGUGCUGCAAUUACUCGAAGACCAUACCAGCCAAGAUGCUUAAUAUGAACCCGGGGCUCAAAGAAAUUACCCACAGCAUCACAGGAGGUGCACUUGCUGCUCAAGGAUACUGGAUGCCAUAUCCAUGCGCCAUGGCGUUAUGCGCAACCUUCUGCGCCAACAUCGCUGGCGCCCUCAUUCCGAUAUUCGGGCCCAGUUUCCCAUCACAAUGCACACACCGUGAAUCUCCUCUCUGUGGGCGAAUGGUUAUCGAACCAUCGGUCAUUAUCCACGGCACCAAAGAAGCUAUAGCCUUCCGUUCCGCAGCCACAAAUGGUCCCACGUCCAACCCAUCUUCAUCCGCAUCUCAAAAUCCGACGCCCAGUCCAAGCCAGCGAACGGUUCGAACAAUUGACUCUGUGUCACCCCGAAGUACACCCAAUGAUUUUCCCGUUGCUCACGAGCAAGCUACGAAGAGAUUGAAGCCAAAAUGCCGAGGACCCCUCCGCGGCGAAAGCACAGACACAGAGUCUGAGACGAGCAUGCCAUACCAAAAAUUCGACCGGGCACAAUUCUCGGGGCCGCCCACGCCAAUGACAGCGUACACCCCUCUUCCAUCGUCACCUGCUUCUGGCUACACCUCGUCCGGCUGGACAGCGGCAAACACGCAUCCCCAGGUGCGAUUUGCGCAACAAAAUAAGUCUGCAUUCUCAUCCAAUGCGAAGAUCGCUUCGAGGGAGCAUGAAAUACAGCGCCAGGCCCCGAGUUGGAGACCUCGAGCUCUCCGACACCCUCCAACGCCGCCGUAUCCGGCAACUCCAAACCAAAGUCCGGUUGCAAGCCCUUGGCUAAGCGCCAUCCCCCGCACCGUAGGUGACCAUGGGUUUGGAGCCCAGGCACUGAACCAAAACACUCUUCCACCGAUGAGGCAUCGCGGCUUGGUUGGGUUGGGGAUCAGAGGGGUUGGUAUGGAUGAGGAGGUCUAUGAUGCGGAUAGUGAUGGCAGCCCAAACGUCAGCCCAAAGCGUAUAAAGUGGGAAAGGGAGGUAACCAAGGAGGUGGAGAGCCAAAAUGGAAGCCCAGGAAAUGUUGAGUGGCUUGCAAAGGUCAACUCAUCCCUGGAAAAGGGAGUGGGCGAAGAAGAGAAGAGUGCGGCGCUGAUGCUUAUGUGUCUUAGCGUUGGCGAGGGGAACGGAACUGCCCAAGGCAUGAAGAGAAAGAGGGCAGCAAGUUUGUGAAGGUUGAAUCGGAAUGUCACUGGCAAUUCGCAUUUAAGGUUUGAAAUUGAUGCAGGUUGGAUACACUGAAUAUGAGCACACGGUAAAUUCACACGAGCUAUGUCGAUAUGAUGACGGCCAUAGGCAGGCCAUGGACACAACGAAUAUGGAGAAAAGGGG